This is a messenger RNA of Zerene cesonia (dogface butterfly), 1124 nucleotides long. Its product is annotated as phosphatidate cytidylyltransferase, mitochondrial-like. The coding region runs from base 56 to 1066 and encodes 336 amino acids. The transcript has a single exon. Gene Ontology annotation, molecular function: phosphatidate cytidylyltransferase activity. Gene Ontology annotation, biological process: CDP-diacylglycerol biosynthetic process; cardiolipin biosynthetic process. Gene Ontology annotation, cellular component: mitochondrion. NCBI's taxonomy places the organism in Eukaryota, Metazoa, Arthropoda, Insecta, Lepidoptera, Pieridae. The record is from RefSeq and is a predicted model, not a curated record.
ACAUUACUUUUAUCUUAAGUAUAUAUUCAUUAAAUAACAUUAUUUAUCAAAUAAUAUGGCUGCAGCUGCAACUAAAGCGUUAGGAAUAGCAAAGGAUAUUUCUCCACUGUAUUACAGGAUAUUAUCAAAGUUUCCCCAAAAAUUUACCUUCUGUUUCGCUUAUGGAUCGGCAGUCAAACCUCAGAUCGGAAACGAAAAAAGACAUAACAUGAUUGAUUUAAUAUAUUGCGUUGAUAAUUCCCACCGAUGGCAUGGUGCAAACUUAGAAAUGAAUCCCACCCAUUAUUCAUCGCUUCGUUUUCUUGGAAAAGGAUUUGUUGCAAGAUUUCAGGAAAAUUGGGGUGCUCAAGUAUAUUUCAAUACAUUAGUGGAAGUAAAAGAGGAGAAUGUCACCAUAAAGUAUGGUGUUGUAUCACAAAAAGAUUUAAUAACAGAUUUGUUAGAUUGGAAUCACUUAUACCUUGCAGGACGUCUUCACAAGCCUGUGGAAAUUAUUAAGCAAACAAACUCUUCUCAAUUGCAAAAUGCACUUCAGUCAAACCUCAGAUCAGCUGUUCACACAGCACUAUUAAUUUUGCCUGAAUCAUUCACUGAAUAUGAUUUUUAUUUUGCUAUUUCUAACUUGAGUUAUGCUGGAGAUUUUAGAAUGACUUUUGGAGAAAAUAAAAAUAAAGUGAGAAACAUAGUCCAGCCUCAGCUACUUAAUUUCAGAGAACUGUAUCGCCCAAUAUUGCAGCAGUUUCAUGCCUAUGUUGAUUUUCCCACUGGAGAAGCACAGUGCCAUCAAGAUUUAAGUCCAGAGACUAAACUUCAUCACCUAAUGCAAUUACCUAUGGUCCCUCAACAGAGGAUAGUAAAAUUCUGGAAUCAUGGUGGUCCACAACAAGAUAUGGAAGAUGUUCUAAGAGCAGUAGCUUAUGACAUAGACUGUGCCGUAAUUUUGAGACAGAUACUAAAAGAUCUAGUAUGGCAAUCUAGUGUUCGCCAAUCUCUUAAAGGCAUUCCAACUGCUGGUCUUCUAAAAUCUAUUCGAUACAGUGCUAAGAAAAUAGCAAAAAUGUUUUAGGUCUAGUCAGUUUAUUUUAUAAGAAUAUAUAUGUAGAAUAAAAUAGCUAUCUAAGUAA